AAACGUAUUUUCGUUGCUUUUUCAUAAUAAAUUCGUUUGGAAAACAUUUUCCUUCUUUAAGCUAUUUGUCCUUAUCUUGCCAAUCAACCUUCCAUAAGUCCGCGGCUUUGUGCAGAAAAAAGGCCAGCGUAUGCCCGUUGUGUGAUGGGGUAAACGUCAGUGCUGCGAGUCAUUCAUAAACACACGGGCAAGCUUUUUAUUGUUUUCCUGUUCGUUGUUGCGUGCGGUUGUGUUCGCGUGUUCCGUGAAGCGAAAAAGCCUACAACGUUCCUGUACACCCGUGUUUCACCGUGUCCGUGCCUCCCGGUUGCUCCAGUGUAAAAUGUUAUUCUAAAUGCCACUUUUCCUAGGAAUACUAGAAAAAAAAAACGCAUUCAACACACAGACAUAGUUUUGAGCGAGUGUAAGUGGAAACGCGAAAUACUUAAGAAAGUGCAGGCUUAAAUGCAUCUGGUGACAGCGCCCCCCGGAACGCGUACCGAAUGAGCAGAAACAUGAAAAGACAGCUGGAAAAGUUCAAAGAGGAACUCAAAUCGAACCUAUCAAGGUCCAGCAAGGCGGAAAAGAAUGCCGACGGGCUGCAGGAAAUCGAGCGUGAAGUCGACCGCUACAAAGACAUUCUGCAGAACCUUAACAAGCGGAUAGCGACGAACGUUUCCGCCGGCCAGCCCCAGGAUGCGGUGGCGCGCGAGAAGCGCUGCAAGAAGGUGCCCGAGUUCCAGCUCGGCCAGCUGAUGGAGGAAUCGGUCAAGGAUCUACCGACCGGGCUGCUGAAGGAUGUGCUGGACACGUGUGCACGCGUCGAGAAGCGAAUAGCGACGGAGAUUGUGAACAACGAGGUGAACGUGGAGAACUCUGUCAGCAAAAACCUCAACGACAUCAUCGAGCGCCACUUGUCCACGAUCCAGAAGCAGAAGCGCGUCGUCACCAAGUGCCACCAGGAGUAUGAGGCGUCGCGGCAAAAGUAUGAUUCGGCCCAGCGCAACAGUGAUCAGGCGGGAAAUCAGGCAAAGAUCACCCAGCUGAAAGAUGAUCAGGAGGAGCUGCACACCAAGCUGGAGAAGGAGCGCGAUCUGUACGAAUCGUACAUGUACGAGCUGCUGGCGGAGGAGGAAAACAUCGCGCUGUUCGUGAAAGAGUAUGUCAAGCACCAGGAGCUGUACUUCACGUCCGUCCUGCGGGAGAUACAGCACACGAUGCGCAGCAUGGACGGGUUGUUCCGUCGCAAUAACAAGCAAAUCUUCAACACACCCCUGCGCGAUCAUCUGAAGGCGACGGAUCGUAAAAUUGCCUACGUGGUCGAACUGUGCGUUUGCUGCCUGCUGGAGAAGGGCCUGUACGAGGAAGGGCUGCUGCGAGUCGGAUGCGCAUCAUCCAAACUGCGUCGCAUGAUUUCGGCGAUCAACGCCAACUACGUGUCGCCACCGCUCGCGGACAAGUACAGCGAUCCGCACGUCGUUGCGGGCGUACUGAAGAAGUACCUACGAAGCUUGCCGGACCCGCUGCUCACGUUCGAGUUCUAUCCGGACUUUGUGCAGGCGGCACAGAAACCGAGCGAUGCGCAACGGAAGGCGGCCAUCCUCGAUAUCGUGAACCAGCUGCCGAAGGAAAACUAUGACAACCUGCGCUACCUGACCAAGUUCCUGUCCUACCUGGCGGAGAAAAACCAGGAGAACAAAAUGUCGCCGCAAAACAUUGCGAUCGUGAUGUCGCCCAACUUGCUGUGGUCGCCGAACGAGAACGAAAACUACAUGGAUCAGGUGAACAGCACCGCCACGGUGAACACGAUCGUCGAGGCACUGGUGGCCGACUGGUCGUUUUUCUUCGACGGUGAGGUGAAUUUCUACGUCAGCAUGACGCGGGACGCGCUGUUCCCGGACAAUGGGGGGUUUCCGUUCGACAAGGAUCAGCACGUACGGAGCGUUCCCAGUGCCGGCGGGGGUGAUAUGAUGUCACGGUCGAUGUUUGUCACAUCGUCGACCGGCGGUCAGCCGACGGUGGCCGUUACGAUGACGGGCGGUAGCAGCCAGGACGAGCUGCGCCUUGGCCGUGGAGAGGGUGGCGGCGGAGGAGGAGGGGGAGGAGGAGGUGGCGGAGGAGGAGGAGGAGGGAUAGGAGUGUCACAUUCCCGCAGCAGCAGCCACGAUACUAGUCUUAUUCUAAUCAAUAGUAAUAGUAACAAUCACAACAACAGUGGCGGCGGCAGUACGGACCAGUUAAAGUAUCGCAGCCAGUCGAACAGUUCCCUGUCGGAUCAUUCCAGCCCGCCCCAGGAGUACAGUCCGAAGCUACCGAUCAGGCGCAAGCACAACAAGCAGGUAGCGCCAACACCGCCGGACAACAACCAUCAUCACCACGGUAAAGGUGCCCGGGAGGCUAGCAACAAGCUGCACUCGACGCAUUACUUCAAGCAGCUGAGCAGCGGCAUGGCAGCGGGUUCGGCGACCGGCGCCCACAACGGGGACGGAGAUGACGGAUUUGCAUCGCUGCAGCAUCACGCGUACAAGCAGGCCCAGGCCGAGCACGAGCGGCAGCCGAUGCUGCGUGCCGAAAGUCACGACAAUCUGCUGAAGCUAAAGUCGACCGACAAGAUACCGCCACCGCGACCGGCCGCCGUCAGUGUCGACAGUCAGGUGUUGGGCAAAAUCAAGGCCAGUGUAGCAAACAGCACUCUGCAGCAGCACCAAAACAAGCAACCAAAUGCUCCCAAUUGUGAUACAACUAGCACUAGUAGCAGCAGUAGUAAGGAGAACAAGGAAAACAAUAACCGAGCGGCAUCGGCGUCCGGUGCGGGAUCGCUGUUUCCUCCGCUGAAACCCGUCGCCCUACCGAGAACAACGAUUCUCGGUUCGUCAACGAAAGCGCCGAGUGGUGCGGGUGGCGUGGGCGGGAACGGCAAUAACAAUAACGAGGACGGUGGCGAAAACGGACCGGCCGGCGGUGUGAUCAUUCGCGAGAAACCCGUCAUUCCCGAGCGGCCAGCAACGCUGAUGCGUCCGAUGAGUUUCAAGGGUUCGAUACCGGAAAUUUCCAAAGUGAGCGAAGGUACGAACACGAUCAUUACCGGGCUAACGGCGUCCUCGGCCAGCUCGCUGAAGAAGGCGCAAAGCUUCCGGGGUGAAACAACGACGGGCGGCAAUCGGAUAGGUGGGUCGGACAAGUCAGCCGACCUAGAGCGCGGUACGCUCGAGCGGACACAGAUCUACAACAUUGACAAGCAGCAGGUUGCAUUCAUCGACGUGGUAGAACGAUCGUCCGACGAGGAUCAAGGUUCCACCGGUACGGGACUGUCGAGGCCAAAGCAUUCGGGCACGCGCAAAGACAAACCGGACCUGCCCGCCAGUGCCGUGAUGAACCAGCAGCAGGUGGAGCAGGUCGCGUCCGCCGGCAUUACCGUUCCCCAAGGUACACCGCCGCUAGCAAUGAUGGAAUCGACCGGUUCACUCGGUAGCGAUGUGCAAUCGCCCGUCAACCCGAUGCCACCUCCACCUUCCGCAUCCACGACGACACCGAGCAGUGGGACGGGAGCGUCCAACAACAAUAAUGCUGGCAGCUCUACGACGACCACCACCACCAGCACUACUACUACUACUACUAGUCUGCAGCACGUUCCACAGUCGCCGCGUGGUAUCGAUCCGAAGAUAAAGCGGCCACAGGUACCGGCACCGCCACCACCGGUCGGGCGACCAAAAUCGUCCGACUCGACCGACUUAUAACAGUUCGGGGAGGUGUUGAUUUAGAAUCCGGCUUAGGACCGCUUCCGGACGGUGAAUUCGCUUAGCAGCCCUCUUGCAAAUCCUAGCGCGGCCCGCAUUCCCCCUACUUUCCUACCUACCUUUUUCUUUUCGCCUAAUGUGUUAUUUGUUACACCUAGCAUUAUCUCUUUCCACACGCGCCUUGCUUCGUUUUCGUAUAGGACAAUAUUAUGUUUUCUCUCUUUCGUACCCGACUUGCGCGUGGAAGAAUAGGCGAAAUGUUGUUGCGAGUACGAUAGCUAGCUUAGAAGUGAUUCGAUCGAACCCGACAGACAGCCGGACGGAUGAAAUUAGACACAAGGUUCGUGUUGGUGUUUGCCUUUCGCUUCGAUGUGGGCCUUUUCGAAAGUCUCGCAUUAAUGUUAGGUGAAAUGGCCGAUUUAGUUAAGGGAUACAUCACGAACAACUAAUGACGCAUAUAGAAAACGUAAAUAUGUUGAAGUUUUUCUUUCUUUGUUUUGUUUUUUGAAUUAAGGAUGAAUAAAUGUGCGCAAACGACAUCACAGCAGCUCAGUUCAGGCGGGGCAGGCAGGACAUUACAACAAAUCCAUGCAGAGGCAUUGGUGAAGAGUGAAGCUUUUGAAAGUAAUUAUUGCUACAUCAUUUACGCGCCGCUGCUGGCAUGUACAUACUCUGGUUUUGCUGGCGUUUCCUCCCGGAACACACACACACUCGCGCCACACUUUUGCCCCAUUUUGUGUGCGAAACGCGAGUGUAGAAAGAAAUAUUUUUUUUCCCCAUUUUUGGCACAAAGAAACAGUAACAAGCGGGUAAUUGGAAAAAAGUUAGCUUGGAAUGUUUUAUUUUCUUGCCCGCUCAUGGUUGAGAUUUAGCAAAUGAUUGCCAUUUUCCUUGACUGGCCAGUUGGCGGUUCGUUCCCCUUUUUUUGGGACGCAACCGCGUGGAAGUACCGUUGCAAUUUUCGUUGCGUCUCAUUCUUGGACAUUUGAUUAAUGGCGGCGGUGUGUACUGCACACUGUACGUGUGUGUGCGAGCACAGACACGAUUUAUCGUUUCGGGUCGGAAAUUGAAUUUUUACUGUAGAAGAUAAAACCGGAAACCGGGACACAAAACUAAUGAAAGCGAAGCGCGUGCUUUGUGUUGAUGGGAUGGGGUUUUCUUCGAGUGAAAAGAAAUGCAACUGCCAGAAAACUGCAUUACUGGCUGUGCCCAAGCCAUGGUCGAAGCUAACUAUAGCUGACUACUGGUAGCGGAACAGCAUGCUCGAGACAGAAUCUAAUGUCCGAAGCAGGUCAAUGUUAGCUUGCAGAGGGUGAUGCAGCCACCGCAGAACGAAAUAGUGGCUUUGGAUGACUUUCAGGAUGCAAGAGAGCAUUUAACACCGUGAAGUGAAAGGUCAUAUCGGCAAUGGAAGAAUGAACAGAAACAGUGAGGCGAGUGGCAUUAAGGAAGCGCUUAACCAAAACCAUGGCAACGGAAAUGGAAGUCUUAGCUAGAGUUAAUUAAAGCAUUUAAAGCUUUCACCAACACUAUUUUGGCAGCAUCACUUUAUACAUUUGUGGAAUAUUUAUUAUAAACAGAACACGCAACUAUUAAGAAGGGUACGCUCUUGUGGCUUGUGAAAUGGCCUAGAAAGAGCCUUAUAGCGAAGAUUAUGGACAUCAUCCCCGUCAAGACUAUGCCCAUAUGGACUAAGACCCCUAAUUGAGAAAAUCCUCUAAGCUGCGUCCGAGUCGAAGAUCCUCCUAAAGAACUGUUGGCUCCGUAUGUGAGGAAGAAUAAUAGUGGACCUCACUGAGCUGUACGAUGACUACACUAGGCUGUGGUCUAACCUUUUCGAGAUCUGAUGUCCAUCAACUUUGAAACAUGAUUUCGGGAGACAAUGGCUUCUGAAGUUAUGAGUCUAGGCUCGGAACACUGCUUCGCUGUUUGGCAUGCAAAUUUGAAACGGAUAGUCUUAUGAACUUCAGGUAACACUUCACACUACUGAUGGACGGCGCAACCGAACUAGCUAGUUUCCUGCUGCACCCACAAGUCCACCCGAACCAAUUGCAUUCACGAGUCGCAUUCGAUUCCUAUAGGGUCGAACCCGACUCUGGGUCGAUCCUUGAAAAGAGUCCUAUGACCCAUCACUACUUCAGACAGCAGUCAGCACAUCUUCAGCGGAUUGCACUACCCCCUUUGACUGCCGAAUGGUAUCAGACAUGGAAGAGGAUCAAAUAUAAUGAGUCGUUACAAUCUUAUGAAUGCGUCGGAAUAGGGAAAAAUGUACAAUAUGAAAUAUCAUUCACAAGCAACAAAGAAACCAACCAAUUAUUGAACUUGCAACUAUUUUCAUAAGGAACUAAUCAUCCUAUUCGCAUAACAAGCUUUAUAUGGCCCCAUUUUCUGCAAGGCUAUUUUGAUAGAACGCGAUCGUUACAGCUAAUCAUUAAAAAAAAAACUAUACUAAGAGAAUGGAAUGGAAAACGGAAUGAUCAAUCAAAAGAAAAUGUAACGAACAUAUCAAAAGGAACAACCCAUAUUGCUAACAACUUUGCUUCUUCAUCGCAAAAAAACCCGAUGAUAAUAUAUCAUCCCCCAAGACGUUCAUUACUCUACGCAUCAUGAUACAAAAUAGUUUUAAAAAGUAUACAACAUUUUUUGCCAAAAAUACUUCGCCUGUGAGUGCGGCAGCAAUGCAUUCAGCAGCGUGUUUUUGUGGCUGCAUACAAAAUCAGUAUUGUGUUGAUUACAACUGUCUAACCGCGUGUAAGCUUCAGGUUUUACGCUGCAGUAUCGGUUGUGUGCCAGUGUGGUCAAACGAUAAUCUUGUCCCUCAGGCGAACCUCCCUCGCGUUGGCGCCCAAAGUACCCAUAAUUUACAUCACAAAUCCCUUGAAAAACUGUGGAAAAUUACCUGUGUAUAGAUUGUAUUGUAAUGCGCGUAUGUAACCGUGUCGCAGGGACAAAAGGGUGGCACGGUUGUGUGCGCCUCACGUGCGGUUUCAAACCACUGCGGAACUAAUUUCGAUCUCAUAUCAAAUGCACCGGAAGAGUGAUGGACGAACCAGCACACAUAAUCCGUGUCUUUUUUUCUCUGUUCUGGUAUACAGUGAGGUGAAAAAGUAUUCGUCUAGAUACAUAUUUGAAAUCAUAGGCAGAAUUUGGGGCGCAAUACAGCUGGGGAAAAUAGAACCAAAUUGUGCGUCAAGUGUGCUCCAAAAGUAUUUGCUUAUAUAGGUUUAACUUUUACCUCCUUGCCGAAGCAAUCUAUCAAGAGUUGUUGUAAUCGAAAGGUAACAGGUUGUAAAAGGUUGUAACAGAAUAGAAAAAGAAGUCCAGUAGUGAAUCUCUUCUACUCUGCGACGUCGUUGUCUAAAGAGCCUUCUAAUUAGUCAGUGAGUCCUCGAACUCAAAGAGAUCUCCUUGGAGAGCUUCAAAUCAGCACAUUAGCUACUCUUCCUUUUCUUAAGAGAUCCACCAAGAGAAGAGAGAGACAAACAUUUCAAAAAGUUCAAUAGUUCUGCUCAUCACAGGCAGUCUCAGCAGUGCAUUAGCCACUGUAUGUAUAAAAUUGAAAGAUUUUUCAAGUAAUCGUCUUCGAACGAUAAUUGAACAGGCUGAGUCAUAGCUUUUAUGGGAAAUCAGGAAAACUCCAUGUACUAAUGAAUCCAACAUGGCUUAUCGGUUACAAAAGGAAAAGGACCUUAAACCACUGUUUUAACAGACGAUUAGCUGGGUAGAAUUUCGCAGAGUAGGAACUAAGAGGAACAUUUUUCAAACGCCAAUCAAACUUUUGAUGAGAAAGUAUUAGUCAUUGUUCUCUGGUGCCUGGAUUUGUAGGGUCAAGAACCAAACUCAAGUCUGGUUUAUUCUUCAUUAAAACUCGAAGGUCUUUACAACAGGACCAAGGAAUUCAAACACUGCUCAGAGUCCUAUAUAGAGUCGAACAGAACAUCUCUACAAGGUACUGGAUUUCUAACAACAAAAGACGGAAUUAAACUUAUAGCUUAUAGCAGAAUUGGACAAAAAAUACAUCUAUUUUCAUAACCUUAAUGUCAAGAAGACAGGACGAUCAAUUUCAACAUCAGCAGUUCUGAUCUCUAUUUUUAACCAAGUAAAAUUGUAAACCCCAUAUAAACGAAUACUUUUUGGCGCACACCUAAAACAUAAUUUUUAGAAAAUUAUUUGGUAAACAAUUCAAAUUUUGCAGUAAAAUAUGUCGCUAGACUUAUACUUUCAGAACUCACUGUACUCCACCACACAGCUGUAAAAAGCUCCCUGCAUAUUCAGCUACCCAAAAAUUUCAAAGUAGAAAUGAAUCGCGCGUGCUUUUUAUCACCGACAAACCGGCCCAGCCCGCUUUGAAAUGCAGGCUCACAGGUGCACGUGAGCCGAUGCAAAGAAUUCGCGCAAGAAGCGGAACAACCGUGUAGUGUCACAUCCGGAACGGGUAACGCGCUUACGGUUGUUCCCCGUAGGUCCCGGCCGGUCGGUCGUCACCUAGAGUAAUUAGCAUUUAAACAAAAUCAUCAUCAAUAUUCAUUAAAAUUUGUUACUCCCGAUUCCCAUGCCAGGGUGUUGCCGAGUAGCGCUCCCCUUUGUUGGAUGUGUCCAAGGGGCCGUGUGUCCGUGUGUGUUUGGACAUUUAACGACUCCAGGUGGGGGGUUUGUAUUUUUUUCUCUCUCUUUCUCUCUCUCUCUCUCUCUGUUACCGUACGUGAGCGUAAUAAACCGCAAACAAAAUACACAGGAAGGGCUUUAGACGGGUGAACAACAGUUCCGUCGUUGCCAGCGGUGCGUUUUUCGAUUGCAUCGUAGUAGGAGGCUCCCGGGUGUUCGGCACUCACAUCAUUAUGCUUUUAAGUGGGUUGCUGUUUUUUUUUUUCGUCGUGGCUAUUAAACGUGCGUGGUGACGUGUGAUCGGACUAUGAUGAUUAUGAUGUGAAUUGCACAAACCUGCCGGGUUGGGGAAAACACGCAACAUGUUGCCCCUGCUCCAGUCCAUGUGUUCCUGCAGCAGCAGCAGCAGUCUAUUCGGCGGCAGUACUUUUCGGUGAAUUACCUGUGACAGUGAGUAGCAAGCGAGUAAAAAACACAAUGCAUCAACAGUGUGUCAAUGUGGCAACUGAAACCGUUUGUCGUCACGGGCCCCAGUUUUUCCAGUCCUGCAGGGGGAAAACGAAAAAUCUGAGGGAAAAAGCUAGGCAGUGAUUUUACCUGAGGGAUAGGUGUUUUUUCCUUCUGUGUGGUUCGUUGUCGUUGCCUCGUUACUCUCCCGCAAGGGCUAAUUACGAUCGAUUGUUUCGGUGGUUCUGUUGAAGGGAUUUGCACUCACACACAAAGCCUACUGUUGCUACUAGAUUCACUGCGUGCGCCACGGAUUGGCAGAUUGACAGACAUGAUUCCUGAGCAUACUGUGAUCGGGGAAGGAUUUGUGAGUGAUAUGAAUAUACAAAAAAUGGUUUAAUUUAUACAUUUUCUCAUUGGUUGAUGAGACCAGCCGGAUUUUUUUCGGAAAUGCAUUCCCUAGCAUUUUUCUCUACUAUAUGCAUUUGGAGGGUGGUUUUUGAAACCAAAAACAAAUCGGUAUUUGCAUAUUAAUAAAUGUUACUGCUGCUGCCACGAUUACUUCUACUAUUACUACUUCUAUAGUACAGGGUUUUUCAAUUGUAAUAAUGUAAAAGAUUCGAUCCUUUUUGUAGGCUCCUUAGAUGAAAUUGUAAAUGAAGCUAGUUGACAUGGGAACGGUUUCAGAUGACAGGCGAAUCAAUUAUUGUGAAGCUACCAGAUGAUAUUGUUAUUGAAUCCGAUGAUAAGUUACGUUACGGGCCGUUUACAAUAUCAUCUGGCUACAUCACAAUGAAAGGAAAAGGAUUGGCGGCCUGUCAUCUGAAGUCCUUCCAAUAUUAUCUAGCAUUGUUAGUCUUUUCAAGAAAAAGUUUACAACAAAGGAUCGAUGCGUUUACAUUAUCAACUGGAACACGCCUGUAUCUUCUUGUUCUAUAGCUUUAAAUAUUUGCUAGUGAUGUUUGCUAGGUAACAAAAACUAAAAAUCAAGCUUACUUGUAUUUUUGUUAUAGAUAAUCGGACUAUCUAUUAUUGCUUAUGCUUAGGUAAAGUUAAACUAAAGCUAUAAAAUCCAAACCACUCUAUCUUCUAACUCCACAUCUAAGUGCCCCGCGCCGCCUCCCUUUUCCGCUGCGAAGCGAAUUAGAGAAAAAAUAAGAAAAUCAAAGAAAAAAAAGAAGAAAAAACGCUUUUUUGCCCACAUAAGUCAUUGGAGUGAAGUGCAACAGUAAUAUAGAAAAAAGAGUGUUAAGUAAAAAGAAAAGAGAGAAAAAAAAACAAAAAAUCGUAAGUGAAGAAAGGAGAAAAAUGAAAAACAAAAUGAAUGAAAACAUGUAAAGCAAAACAAAGGUGAUAAAAGUAGCAAAAAAAGGGGACAAACGAUUAGGCACCAUCAAGUCACCGCCAGGAUGCUCCGCUAGUGUAGAGCGCUAGGAGCAGGUGUGCUGUGUUGUGCUAGAGGUUGUCUAGUGCUGAAUUUAAUUCAAUUUAGUAUGUGUUUUGUUGUAUUGCGUGUCGCUGUUUUAUGUUUGUGUUUGUUUCGUUUGCUUCUCAGCUAUAUUAAACUAUUGAAGCAUAAAACAACAGAAACGCAAACAAGAAACCUCUUCUCGUUAGGAGUAAACUGAUAAACAGCCAUGGUUAUUGGCAACAACAAAAAAACGCGAAACAAAACGUAUUAUUACAAUCAAUUAUGCAUUAAUAAUUAGUACGCAGAAUUAAUAAUGAAUUAAAGCAAAACGAACGCUCGCGGGUGCAUGCUCGUGCAUGAUGGAUAAUGAAAUUUAAUCAGGAAAACUGGACAACAAUUUUUUCCCCGAUACAAAUAGCGACGUGGAGGAGACAAGACCCGAUUCUUGAAAUGUGUAAUGUGUAAAAGGGGCAACAAAACUGUAUUAAUGAAUUGGGGAGAAGGAAACACCAGCAAAAAAAAAAAAUACCUAAAACCAUACAAGGCGCAUUUCUCGCGCCAUCACAGAUGUAACAAAUGAUUAAUUAUUGAAAAUAAAGCCGGCAGUGAAAUGUUGAUUUUUAUUACAGUGAUAA
Molecule: messenger RNA, 10814 nt
Organism: Anopheles stephensi (Asian malaria mosquito)
Lineage: Eukaryota; Metazoa; Arthropoda; Insecta; Diptera; Culicidae
Exons: 7
Coding region: 483-3716 (1077 amino acids)
Biological process (GO): regulation of actin cytoskeleton organization; signal transduction; regulation of Rac protein signal transduction
Cellular component (GO): intracellular anatomical structure
Molecular function (GO): GTPase activator activity
Source: RefSeq, a predicted model, not a curated record